AUGGCCAGCAAGAAAGUGAUUGCCGUGUUUGGUGCAACACGUGCUCAAGGAGGCUCUGUGGCCAGGAGCCUUUUGGAUGGCAAGCAUUUUGCAGUGAGGGCAUUGACCAGAGAUAUGACUAAACCCAGUGCCCUGGCGCUCAAGGAUCUUGGUGCUGAGGUGGUGAAAUGUGAUCUGGAUGACGAAGCAUCUUUAGUGGCAGCUUUAAAAGGUGUCUAUGGAGCCUUCCUGGUGACCAACUUUUGGGAAUAUCUCGACCAAGAGAGGGAAGUGCAUCAGGGGAAGCUGAUGGCAGAUGUUGCCAAGCACCUCGGUCUGAAACACGUGGUGUUCAGCAGCCUGGAGUACGUCCAUAAGCUAACUGGGGGCAAACUGACCGUGCCACACUUUGAUAGCAAAGGAGAGGUGGAGGAGUACUUCUGGUCCAUUGGUGUCCCCAUGACCAGCGUCCGUGUGCCACCUUAUUUUGAGAACUUUCUUGGUGUGUGGAAACCUGUGAAGGCCUCUGAUGGAGACUACUACACUUUGAAGCUGCCCAUGGGGGAUGCACCGUUGGAUAGCAUCUCCUUUGUGGAUGCUGGAAUCAUCAUGUCUGACAUGUUUAAUUCUCCGGAGGAGUUCAUAGGCAAGACUGUGGGCCUCAGUGCAGAAGCACUAACAAUGCAACAAUAUGCUGACAUUUUGGCUAAGAAUUUGGGGAAAGAUAUCCGAGAUUCAAAGAUCACCCCAGAGGCUUUUGAGAAGAUGAGCAUCCUUGGAGCAAAGGGAUUAGCCAAUAUGUGUCGUUUCUUGCAAAAGAGGCCAGACCGAAAUAUUGAGCUUACCCGCCGUCUAUACCCUAAAGUCAAAAGCUUCCAACAGUUUGUCUCCGAGAACCUGGAAGCCUUCAAGAACGUCUAG
Ochotona curzoniae (black-lipped pika) is the source of this 900-nucleotide messenger RNA. Its product is annotated as nmrA-like family domain-containing protein 1. The record is from RefSeq and is a predicted model, not a curated record. NCBI's taxonomy places the organism in Eukaryota, Metazoa, Chordata, Mammalia, Lagomorpha, Ochotonidae. The transcript has 5 exons. The coding region runs from base 1 to 900 and encodes 299 amino acids.